CUAACUGACAUUGCCAUUCCUUACAUCCCCCAUUUCUUUUUCUUUUCCUUUACAAAAUUCAUUUUUGUUGUUUUCUGAGCACUGAAAAAACCCUACAUAGUCAAAACCUCAUUCACAUUUCUCAUUUUUCUUUAAUCACUAUCACCUGCAACAGAAGCAGUAAGAAAAAGCCCUACAUCAACCCCACUCCAUUGUCCUCUUCCUCCUACCUAUCACUCUGUGUUUCUUUUUUUUUUUGGGUAUAACAUUACUUGUAUUCAACAGCUAAAGGGAUUAGCAAAUACUCACAUGGAUCUUUCACCUUCUUCUCAUUCACAUUUCAUUCUCAGUUUCUCUUUUGCUUUCCUCAUUCUAUGCAGAGGUGUUUUAGGGGCUACGUUUACAUUUGUGAACAAAUGUGAGUACACAGUAUGGCCAGGGAUUCUAGCUAAUGCAGGUAGUCCAACUCUACAAAGCACUGGAUUUGAACUUCCCCAAGACUCUUCACGUAUAUUCACUGCACCUACUGGUUGGUCCGGUAGGUUUUGGGGUCGAACUGGUUGCUCGUUUGACGGAUCCGGGUCAGGUUCUUGCGGAACAGGGGAUUGCGGCUCCGGUGAGGUUGAAUGCAACGGUGCCGGAGCUGCUCCGCCAGCUACUCUUGCGGAGUUCACGCUCGGAACUGGUGGGCAGGAUUUCUAUGACGUGAGUUUGGUGGAUGGGUACAAUUUACCCAUGUUGGUAGAAGCGUCGGGUGGGUCGGGUAUGUGUGCGACGACGGGUUGCGUGACGGAUCUGAACCAAAUCUGCCCGUCGGAGCUGAGGAGUGGCAGUGGUGAGGCGUGUAGAAGCGCGUGUGAGGCGUUCAACAAGGCGGAAUAUUGCUGCAGCGGCGCGUAUAAUACACCGGCAACUUGUAAACCGUCGAUGUACUCUCAAAUGUUCAAAACUGCUUGUCCAAGAUCAUACAGCUACGCUUAUGAUGAUCCUACCAGCACUUUCACUUGCAGUGGUGCAGAUUAUACCAUCACAUUUUGCCCUUCUACCCCAAGUCAAAAAUCUACAAAAGAUACAACACCUACGACAGCAACACCCAAUGGUGAUGGGUCUUAUGGUGGUACCGGUACAGGAGCUGUGGACCCUUCAACAGGAGGAACCGGGUCUAAUUCGGGUCAAACAGUAGGUGGAUCAGGCUCCGGGUUUGAGUAUGGGGCAGGAAUAGGAUACGGGUCAGGGUCAGAAUAUGGGACAGGAACCGAAACUCAACCCGGAUCCGGGUCACAAGCUAUGCUAGCAGAUGGGUCAUAUUUAGCUGGAUUAGCAAUGGGAGAAUCCACAAAAGCUUUUUCACCAACAGCUUUGAAUUUAGCAGGCAGUGCUUUGGCUGCAACUUUGGUUUCAUUAAUUUUCUUGUAGCUGUAAUGGGGAGUGUUUUUUUUUUUUUGGCCUUUUGUCUAGUAAAGCUGGUAGAUUCCUCCAGAUUGUAAGCCACCACUUUCUAUAAAUUAAUGUUAUUUUUAGCUAUGAA
Solanum dulcamara is the source of this 1507-nucleotide messenger RNA. RefSeq names its product thaumatin-like protein 1. NCBI's taxonomy places the organism in Eukaryota, Viridiplantae, Streptophyta, Magnoliopsida, Solanales, Solanaceae. The record is from RefSeq and is a predicted model, not a curated record. Gene Ontology annotation, cellular component: extracellular region. Gene Ontology annotation, biological process: defense response. The transcript is spliced from 3 exons. Bases 289 to 1395 code for a protein of 368 amino acids.